AUUCUGCCUGAUACACCUCCACCCAUCAGUUCAGUUCAGCUCGGCAAUAUUUCACGCGACGCGGCAAGGUAGUAGGUUGGCGAGCGCUGGAGCAGCAUACAGCAACAGAGAGGUAGUCUUUCCAGUUUUCUGGGAUUACAUCACCUAACCAAGAGAGCAAAGGCGCAAUCACAGGUGCUCUCGGAACACCAGUAACAGCCACAUCACUGCUUCUUUCUGACUUUGUUUCGCUCUUCAGGAUACUGAUACCCAUCAUCCAUCCAUCAUCCAUCACCAUGUCCACGCGAGACCUCAGAGACUUCAAACGGACCUUUCCAGCUCAAGGAUACUCGAGUCGUUUCCUGGCCGGGCUGGAACGUCCUGAAUGGGUGAAUCCCAUCCAGGAAGCGGAGAACAACCACGCAAUGGGGUAUGGCAUUCCGACCAAUCAAGAUGAAGAAGAUUUCGUCGCGAACGAGAAGAACUGGAAGGUUGUGGUACUGCGCUGGUUGCACUGGAAGCCCGUACAGAUGGCUCUUCUCAUGAUGUUAUUGCUGGAUGUCUUUAUCCUUUUUGUCGAGGUCUUCCUCAUGAGCUUGUUCCCCGCGUGCGCGAUCAUUGAACGGGAUGCCAUUUCUUGCUGUCCCUACGAGGAUGCCACUCAUUACGAUGAUGACCAUCAUCGAUUCCUGGGUGGCGGAGGUGGAGACGAUCAUCUCUAUUGCGACGCGGGGCUCAAGCCAAAGCAUGACUACACCGCGACCUGUGAUGACCACAAAUGGCACGUAGUACACGAAGUGGAAGAGGUGCUCUUUGGCGUUACCAUUUUCAUCCUCUCCACCUUUAUGGUAGAGCUGACCAUCGAGAUGAUUGCCUUGACGCCCUGUGUCUUUUUCCGACAGUUCUUUUACCUCCUGGAUUACACCAUUAUCACGACCAGCUUGGUAUUGGAACUGUCCUUUCACUUCCUGGACAACGACAAGAUUACUUCUGUCGUAGGUUUAUUGGUCAUUGCGAGAGUGUGGCGCUUUGUUCGAAUCGGCCAUGGUAUCGUUGGUAUCACCACGGAAGUCAACCACGAGAAGUUCCUCAAAUUGCUUGCCUACACCGAAAAGUUGGAAGAGAUCCUAGAAAAAGAAGAGUUGGAAAUGCCGGAUCGACCUGCGGCCAUGCAGGAUGCAUCGACACGGGAAGAUGACCCCGCCAUGAAGCGACAAUCCUCCAAGGGAGGACGAAUGAAGGAUUCCACCGAAUCGACGAGGUUGGAGAUGGAUAUGACAGUGUCUGAUCGGACAAUCUCCGAUAGGACCUUGACUAGGCCCGUCCUUGGUACGGACCAUACCUCUGUCACCCAAGAGUCGCAGUCAGAUAGUAGUAAGGAGAGGACGACACCACCAAAAAGUGUCAAGUCGGACGAUGAAGGUAACAGGAAGGCAGUGGACUGCUAAACGGUGGGAAUGGUUUAGGAGAGGCAAAUUUUGUGGAUUGUACCGUACACUGUUUCUAUACUGAUGGAAAACAUCAUUUCAUAACAUUAAGAGCCAAUGUAGGAUCAAAUCGUCGAUUGGUGGGGCUUUGCCUGGUUGCUGAUUUGUUGGAUGAUAUGGAAGCGCUGGAUUUACUCACUCGGUGGGGCAACGCCAAGGUGUAUGGGCUACACGUUGCGCUUGCAGGCCAACAUCGAACAUACAGGUGCACACGCAUAACGGGCCUAUAGUACCGGUACUAUAGUAGAGCCUUCAAGGAGAGACACUCAGCGAGUUACAACAGCUUCACUGCAUGCCAGCAGCAGCAAAUCGACGGGACAAUCUUGCCAGCGCAGAAGCGGAAAUCAACGAGGGCCCUUCGAAUGAAUUUGUGUGCUUGACGACUGCUUGGACAAUGAACUACACCUUACUGCGCACUAGCAACCACGAGAGCUCUAUCG
Seminavis robusta is the source of this 1906-nucleotide messenger RNA. Lineage: Eukaryota; Bacillariophyta; Bacillariophyceae; Naviculales; Naviculaceae. The record is from the annotation of a GenBank genome assembly.